Saccostrea echinata is the source of this 2620-nucleotide messenger RNA. RefSeq names its product kelch-like protein 24a. Lineage: Eukaryota; Metazoa; Mollusca; Bivalvia; Ostreida; Ostreidae. Gene Ontology annotation, molecular function: protein binding. The coding region runs from base 264 to 1994 and encodes 576 amino acids. The transcript has 2 exons. The record is from RefSeq and is a predicted model, not a curated record.
AAUAUCAACGUCGCUCUCUGUAUUACUAUGUACAAUAUUGACGUGUUAUUUAUCAGCUCCGGACAGUACAAUAGCCAUCGGAUUAUUGACCGUAAGGCGGUUACGCCAAGUUACGUCACCUAGGGAUAUACGAUUAAACGUGUUUGGACGCAGAUCGAUUUGAUCAACAGACGAAGCAUAUGUUUCGUGCAUUUCAACAAAGAUGGCCAACUGAAGAACAUUAAUUCUAUCCCAAGAGGUAGAUACACAACAAGGGAACAAAAAUGGAGGGAGAAUCGUCAAAUGUUUCCAGUUGCCUACUGGAGGGUCUCCGUAAAAUGUACAAGUCUCAGCGGUUCACUGACGUCAUCGUCAACGUGGAGAACCAGUCUUUUCGGUGUCAUCGGGUCAUACUGUCGUCUGUUUCUCCGUAUUUCGACGCCAUGUUUUCUUCUGGAAUGAAAGAAUCCAACUCCAUGGAAAUAAAUCUUCAUAAAACCAACUCUAAAUUAUUUCACGACAUCCUUCAGUAUGUGUAUUUAGGAAAAGACAUCGUGAAACCAGAUACUGUUGGGGAUCUUCUGCAGAUUUCCUCAAUGCUUCAAAUCACGUGUCUGCAGAUCAGAUGUGAAGAAUACAUAAUAAGAAACAUAGAUGUUAACAACUGCUUAGGAGUCUGGAAACUAGGAAGGUCACAUAACAUUGAAAAACUAGUAGACAAUAGCCACCCUUUUAUUUUAAAUAACUUCGAUGACGUUUGGGAAAGCAGUGACUUUUUGAAACUUGAAAAGGACGAAUUGGAAUGCCUUAUUCGUGACGAAAGGCUAAACGUUUCUUGCGAAGAGGUCGUCUGCAAGGCUCUUUUUCACUGGAUAGCAGCAGACGAGAUUCAAAGGAAAAUAGCAUUUCCGGAGCUCUUCGAACACAUCAGACUCACCUCAGUCAGCCUUGAAUUCCUACUCGAUCAAGUUGAUCAACAUCCUAUGAUUCUUGAACAUAGUGCUUGUCAAACUUCGGUGAAAAAUGCCAUCAAAUACCAUGCGUUGCCGUCAAGGCGCCAAGAGCUAAUUUGGGACGAGAAACCGUAUCGGAAUAACACAGAGCAGGAACAGAUUCUGGCAAUCGUGGGAAAGCGCCUUUCGAGCAAUGAUUCAAUUGUUACAGAAUUUGUCGGAUACAGUUUCGCAAACAAAAAAUGGGUUGCACUUCAACCUAUCGUUGCAGACAUCGGAGAAGACUUCGCAGUUUGCUCUUAUGGUCACGACAUCUUCAUAACCGGCGGGACAACAAAUAUGACCAGUUGUAUAAGAUAUUCUGCAAAAUUGUCGCAGUGGCGGGAACGAUCUACCAUGCAGUGUGGUCGAUACAGACAUUCAAUGGUGGCAAUGUCGGACUCGUUGUUUGUGUUUGGUGGCUACAACUUUGGAACCUUAAACAGCGUCGAACAAUAUGACAUGGGAACUGAAGCAUGGAAACAAGUUGGGGAACUACAUUUUGGUGUUGACAGAAGCUCUGCAGCGGUGAUAGGCGAAAAGGUCUACAUCUUUGGAGGCAGUCUCGGCUUUACCGAGGAAACCGCGGGAAUACAGUGCUUUAACACCAAGACUUUCACGUGCUCAUUGAUUGCUAACCUUCCCAGACCCCCUAAAUUCAGCAGUGCUAUAAAAUUUGCUGACAUAAUAUAUGUCGUAUGUGAUAAUGGAGAGGUGAUAUCCUUCAGUGCUAAUGAAGGGCAUCGUGUAAUCCACAGACUCAAGAGCUUCUCGAGGAAGAACUUCGGUCUCUUCAUCGAUAAAGGAACACCAUGCAUCGUUGGAGGGAACCAGAACGUGUUUUCUGACGAAGAUAAGCUUUGUUCUGAUGUGAUCAAGAUCGCAGAAGAGCCCAGCACGCAUAAUAGCCUUGAACUCCCAUUUCAAAUGGAGGUCAUCAACUGUGUGCGUACUGUUGUUGCGAGAAAGUAUCCACUUUUGGAGUGCGAGUCCUUAAUACGAGAAUUUGUGGACGUGGACUGAUCUAUACGAAAAUUUGUAUUACAAAACAGUGCAAAGAAAUGAUAAAAUUGUUGGUACAAAGUUCCAGCAACAAGUGACGUUUAUCUUCAGUAGUGUAUACGAGUUAGAUGAACAUAAUAUUUAUUUAUUUAUUUAUUUGUGUACAGUACUGGUGUGAUCCCUUUAAGUUCAAGUUUUUAAGGUAAAUGUUUUAAAACGCUACUUUUAAUUCAAUCCAGACACCUCACAUAUGGAUGGUUUAAUACCCCUCCCCCUUCCGAGAAUAUUUUUAUGAGACACGAAAUACAUGAAUUCCCAGCCUUUUAUAUCUAUAUUUCCGAUAUCUAAUGCAUUUUCCAGUACUAGUAUCUUUAUCUACCAGAGGGAGUCAAUCUAAAAAUUAACAAAAGCGGAAAAUAAAUUCGACAACAAUGAUAUCAGAUAGGGAAUAUAGGCAUAAAAGGCUAGGAAUCCAUGCAUUUUAAAUGUGAUCGUGUCUGUAAUAAAAAUUCUCAGGAAAAAGGGGGGGGGGGGUUACACCAUCCAUACGUCAGACGCCCGUAAUUCAAUACACAUGUAUAUAUUAAUAGUUCUUUUAUGUUUUUAUUCCAUAUGAUAAAUUAUUUAUUAAAUAAUUAUAUUCUAAA